Messenger RNA from Telopea speciosissima, 1821 nucleotides. RefSeq names its product beta-amylase. Gene Ontology annotation, molecular function: beta-amylase activity. Bases 13 to 1782 code for a protein of 589 amino acids. The transcript is spliced from 8 exons. NCBI's taxonomy places the organism in Eukaryota, Viridiplantae, Streptophyta, Magnoliopsida, Proteales, Proteaceae. Gene Ontology annotation, biological process: polysaccharide catabolic process. The record is from RefSeq and is a predicted model, not a curated record.
GUGUGUGUUACCAUGUCAAGUCUUGUAAACUCAAGUCUGAUCGGUUGGGAGAAGAAAAUCAAGCUUCAGGAACCACCGUUUCGCAGAAAAAUGAUUACAGAAGGAUCCAAACAAGCCAACAAGCAAAGCCUGGGGUAUAGUCUCUCUUUCGGUUCCUCUGGCAUUGUAAGGAAGCCUCAGGCUGUGGCAUCAGACGUCUCCACCCAAGACCCUCCAUCCCAAUCCAAGGCCCCAAUGCUGCUCACUGACAAAGAGAAGAUGCUGGCCAACUAUGUACCUGUUUAUGUAAUGCUCCCUUUGGGUGUUAUUACAGCAGAAAAUGAAUUGGAAGACAAAGCUGGAUUAGAGAAACAGCUGAAAGAGCUAAAAUCAGCUGAUGUUGAUGGAGUGAUGGUGGAUGUGUGGUGGGGGAUUAUUGAAUCAAAAUGUCCCAAGCAAUACAAUUGGAGUGCUUACAGGAGCUUAUUCCAACUUGUUCAACAAUGUGGAUUGAAACUACAAGCUAUAAUGUCAUUCCACCAAUGUGGAGGAAAUGUUGGUGAUGUUAUGAACAUCCCUCUUCCCCAAUGGGUGCUCGAGAUUGGCGAAUCAGACCCUGAUAUCUUUUAUACAAACCGAGCCGGUACCAGGAACAAGGAAUAUCUAACAAUUGGUGUGGAUAACCAGCCUCUCUUUGGUGGGAGGACAGCAAUACAGGUUUAUAGUGAUUACAUGAAGAGCUUUAGAGAGAACAUGUGGGAUUUCUUAGAGGAAGGACUUAUUAUAGACAUUGAAGUGGGGCUUGGUCCAGCAGGAGAACUCAGAUAUCCCUCUUAUCCACAAAACCAAGGUUGGGUCUUUCCUGGCAUUGGAGAAUUUCAGUGUUAUGACAAGUAUCUCAAAUCAGAAUUCAAAAAGGCGGUGGAGAGUGUCGGUCACCCUGAAUGGGAAUUGCCAGAUGAUGCAGGGGAAUAUAAUGACAAGCCAGGAUCUACUGAAUUCUUUGGACCAAAUGGAACAUAUCUUACAGAGAAAGGGAAGUUCUUCCUCACAUGGUAUUCUAACAAGUUGCUAAUUCAUGGUGAUCAAAUCCUCGACGAAACCAAUAAGGUCUUCUUAUCGUGUAAAUUAAAGUUAGCAGCGAAGGUUUCUGGGAUCCAUUGGUGGUAUAAAGCUGAAAGCCAUGCUGCUGAGCUGACUUCAGGGUAUUAUAACUUGAAUGAUCGAGAUGGAUACCGGUGUAUCGCAAGGAUGUUGUCUAGGCAUUUUGCCAUUUUUAACUUCACUUGCAUGGAGAUGAGAGACUCUGAGCAAACUGCAGAAGCUAAAAGUGGUCCAGAGGAACUAGUUCAGCAAGUUCUCAGUGGAGGUUGGAGAGAAGAAAUUGAAGUUGCAGGAGAGAAUGCACUUUCGAGGUAUGAUCGGACGGCGUAUAAUCAGAUACUUAGGAAUGUAAGACCAAAUGGUGUUAACAGGGAUGGACCUCCAAAAUUAAGAAUGGCUGCUAUGACAUAUCUUCGUCUAUCAGAUGAAUUACUGGAAGGGAAAAUUUUCAGGAUAUGCAAGAGAUUUGUGAGGAAAAUGCAUGCUGAUCAGGACUAUUGUCCAGAGCCAGACAAGUACUACAACCCAAUAGUUCCAUUACAGAGGUCAAAACCAGAGAUUCCAAUUGAGGAGCUACUGGAAGCAACUAAACCAAUGGAACCAUUCCCAUUUGAUCCAGAAACAGAUAUGAGUGUCGAUGGUGCUUUUGCUGAUUGGUUAGACUAUGUGAAGGAGAAGAUCUCUUCAAUAUUCAAAUAAGAUGUAAUAAUAAAAAUGAGGAAUGUGAAAGAACUCAGC